This is a messenger RNA of Halichondria panicea, 1791 nucleotides long. Its product is annotated as centrosomal protein of 72 kDa-like. The record is from RefSeq and is a predicted model, not a curated record. The transcript is spliced from 16 exons. Bases 26 to 1681 code for a protein of 551 amino acids. NCBI's taxonomy places the organism in Eukaryota, Metazoa, Porifera, Demospongiae, Suberitida, Halichondriidae. Gene Ontology annotation, molecular function: protein binding.
AUCAGAAGCUUUGAAAUGCAAAAGCAUGGCUGGAAACGACAGAGCUAGAAACACUACUAAGACUGACAGCAAUGGCGUCCUCUGCAUCACAGAGAAGUGGAUAAGAGAGCAUCUCAACCUGCAAAAAGAUACCCUAGAUGACGUGAGGUCCAUCUCCCUGCCUGGGUCCUAUUACGAGAAAAUAACUCACCUCAGCAGAUCGCUGGCUGGGUUUGUCCGCCUCAAACAUCUUGACCUUUCGAGGAACGCCCUUGAGUCGCUGGAGGGACUUGAGCAUCUGAAGCAUCUGGAAUCCCUCAACAUCUACUACAACAACAUUGGAUCACUGACAGAGCUGUUCAGACUCAGACACAACAAGAAACUAAAGGAUUUGGACCUUCGCCUAAACCCAGUUACAAAGAACGAGACAGACUACAGACUCUUUAUGGUCCACAUGCUGGUCAACCUCAGGAAGCUAGAUGACCGUGGUGUGAGGGAUGCUGAGAGAAGAGCCGCCUUACUACAUUUCAACUCUGAUCAGGCUCACUUGUUUGACAGAAGCCUUCCAUCUAGCACACCUGUAGCGUCAUCACGCAGUGGCAAACAUUUGUCUUCAAGGAAAGAGCUGGUCAAGUCACUGGCCCCCAGACCCAGCUGUUUAGACAACGACACUGAUGAACUGUUGGAUCUGAUCUCUAAGAGGGACCAAGCUCGUCAGCUCCACACCCCCUCACACCAUCACAGCCUGCCCACACACAGCGGAGAUAAAAGGGGGGUGGGCCACUUCACACUGACACCCACUCCACGCUCUCUUAGUGAACCGGAGCAGAGCAGUAUUACCAAUGAUGAUGCUGAGAUUGUAAAGGUGGGUCGUUACCAUAGUGAUGAUGGAGUGCCCGCUGCUCUAGAAGAUUUGCUCGGAUUUAUGCAAUGGUUUGUUGACGGAGAUCUUGGUCCGCUGCAGAGAGACUCAGAGUUCAAAGAUAAAUUUAGUGACUGGCUCCGAGCUCACAUCCCCCCACCCUCCAUACGCCCACACACCUCACACCACACACGCCCACGGGAUGAACAGGAGAGGCAAGGUAAACUUGAGGAAAGCGUCAGAGAUCUUCAACAACAGCUGGACAAUGUUACUACAAACUUGCAAGAAAAGGAUGCGGAAAUUACUCAAUUAAAGGGUCAGUUGCAGCAAAGCCAGGCCGACUCUAAUGUGCUGAGUCAGCAUUUUGAGGAGAGCCGUACUAAAUUAUCGGAGGAGGUGUCAGGGCACAAGAGGUCGAGGGAGGAGUUACGACAUCAGCUGGGAGAGACUGUCAGGGAGGCUACUUCCCUCCAUGAAAUCAUUGCCACUCUGAAGGAGGAAAAUGCUUCUCUGAGAACGACACUGGAUCAGGCUCCACCCACCAGUCGCCUAGAUACCUUCAAACAACAAAUACGGUCCCUUGAGGUUGAGAAGGAUGAUUUGAGAGCUGAAUUAGAGGCUGCUGCUGAGAGGGGUGUGGCUGAGGCUGACACCAUGACGCAGCUCCACCAGCUGGCUGUCAUGCUUCAGGAGAGUCACAGGUCACUAGUGGCAACCAACAGUCACCUGCUACAAGAACUGGAGGAGUCAAAACUCAGACACUCACAAGAGCUCUCUCAAAUGAACAUGAACUAUAACACACUCAGGAAAACUAUUGACUUGUAUGCUUCAUCAACAUAACCAACUCGGCCAUCACUUUGAUACAAUAUUAUACAUGACAUUGCAAUAAUAAUGUUGUAUUAUAUGCGGCACAAAUUAUCACUUUCUUUCUAUAAGAUAUUGUAACUACA